CUUUCUUGUGUUUAGUAGCGCCGGCUCCGUGACAGUCGCUCUUAGCCACCGCGUACCCACGGUGUGGACGCCAAUGCAUGCGGCGUCUUUCGCGCAACAUUUGCGGCUGCCGGCGCAGUUGCUGAAGUUUCUCUUACGUGGUGCUAUGUUGCAAAAGCUGAAGAAUGCGAAUAUGCAAGAAUGGAGUUGCAGUAGGUCCAAUGGCUUUCGUAUCGUGCGAUUUCAAGGAUCUUGGAGGUGGGAGUUCGACCUGGUGAUCCUGGAAGGCUCCCUCCGAGGUUUCGUAAUUCAGGCCAGGAAAAGUAAUGAGCGCGGCUCACUGGUGUUGGGGGAGUUCGCGCCCGGGUCGGACGACAGCACCAGGACCCACACUUGCAGCGGCCACGAAAACGGCGCUGGUUUUGAGUAACCACGAGGCGACCCCGCACUACGUUGUCUCCGAUCCCAUCGUUAUGGGAAAAGAGCCGCGAAUGUCGCCGGCGGCCGAGCGUCUUCGCGACGCGGAGCGCCAGGAAGCUGACGAGCAGCCCC
Messenger RNA from Dermacentor silvarum, 531 nucleotides. RefSeq lists its product as uncharacterized. The record is from RefSeq and is a predicted model, not a curated record. Bases 74 to 409 code for a protein of 111 amino acids. The transcript is spliced from 3 exons. Lineage: Eukaryota; Metazoa; Arthropoda; Arachnida; Ixodida; Ixodidae.